GCAGCCUGGCGAUCUCUUGCUACAUAACCAGUCCCGAUAAAUCGCGCUGUUGGAUCUCAUGAUUCGUGUUUUAGGGGUUAAGAUACAAUGAUUUCUUGUACCCUAUUAAGUGGUUAAGCGAUAUAUAUCGUAUGGUAUUUAGUUAUCGUAUUAAAGUGCUGGAGCAGUACUGAAAAAUUUUUAAUAACAAAUAACUUCUUGUGCGAGAUCUCAAAUAUGGAAAAUAAUGGAGACGUGCAAAUGACAGCAGAGGACGAUGUUCAGGAAGAGGAGGAAGUAACUGCUCAAAGUGUUUUAUUAGCAAUAGAGGAAGCCUGGCUGAACGAGAAAUUCGCACCUGAGAUUUUACCACACCGCUCUGAUUUGGUUGACUGUAUGCUGCAACAAAUCACGCACAUGGAAGAGAACAUGAAGAGGUUAGACAAAGAAGAUCUGAGAUUGAUGAUACACAGAAUGGAGUUGGAUAGGAUCAAGUAUGUGAUAACUAAUUACCUCAGAGCCCGGUUAGAAAAAAUUGAAAAAUACACCAUUCAUAUACUUUCUCAAGAAGCGACUAGAUCUUCCGAGGAAUGUUAUUUAACGGUUGCAGAGCUUCAAUUUGCGAAGGAGUUCCUUGCAAAUAUUGAGAUGCUCUUUAAAACAAUUGCUCUGCAACACAUGCCUGGAAAUUUUCAGACAUUUGAAGUUGAUACACUAACUGUAAAACCUAAUCUACAGGCUUCUACAUCCUCGAGAGCAGCCCAAAGACUAAUAUCAUCAAAAUCAUGAAAUGGAUCGAGAUUGUCUCGCAACGUCGCUGAGAAUAAUACAGGCUCUUGUGGGAUAAUCGAAAUUUUCCGCCGUAAUUCAUGAAGACCUAUUUGCUUUGUAUCCAAUUUAUCUAUGUAGAUAGCACCUUCAAGUUUGGUCAAACGAAACAAAGCUGAUAUUAAAGAGGUUUUGCCGGCACCAGUA
Frieseomelitta varia is the source of this 954-nucleotide messenger RNA. RefSeq names its product DNA replication complex GINS protein SLD5 (gene Sld5). The coding region runs from base 217 to 768 and encodes 183 amino acids. The transcript is spliced from 2 exons. The record is from RefSeq and is a predicted model, not a curated record. Gene Ontology annotation, cellular component: GINS complex. Lineage: Eukaryota; Metazoa; Arthropoda; Insecta; Hymenoptera; Apidae. Gene Ontology annotation, biological process: double-strand break repair via break-induced replication; DNA-templated DNA replication.